AUGGGGAAAACCAACCAGUCGUGUUUGACUGAGGUAGUUUUCUUGGGAUUCUCAGACUUCCAAGAACUCCAAGUGCUGCUCUUUGUCCUAGUGCUGCUCUUCUAUGUGUUUGCCCUCUUAGGGAAUACACUGAUAGUUAUUGUCACCCUAGUGGAUCCUGCCCUUCACACUCCCAUGUAUUUCUUCCUUAGGAAUUUAUCCUUCCUGGAAGUUUGCUACACCUCAGUAACAACCCCAAAGAUGCUGGUGGACCUGCUCUCAGAGACCCAGACAAUCUCCUUUGUGGGUUGUGGUGUUCAGAUGUUUUUCUUCCUGUUGUUUGCAGUCACAGAGUGCUCCCUUCUCUCUAUCAUGGCAUAUGAUCGUUACGUUGCAAUAUGCAACCCCCUGCAGUACACCCUCCGCAUGAACCAGAGAGCCUGUACUGAGUUGUCUGCUCUUGCGUGGACCAUUGGUACUUUGGUAGCCUUCAGCCAUACUGUUUCAACAUUUACAAAGCCCUUCUGUGGGGCUAAUACAAUUCGCCACUUCUUCUGUGAAAUGGUUGCUGUGUUGACAUUGGCUUCUACUGACACCCACAAAAAUGAAGUUUCUAUUACUGUUCUUACUGUGAUACUCUUAAUGGUCCCAUUUUUGCUUAUCCUCUUGUCUUAUGUCUUCAUUAUCUCCAAUAUCCUUAAAAUGCCAUCAGCGGAGGGCAGAAGGAAGGCUUUCUCCACUUGCUCCUCACACCUAAUCGUGGUUUCACUCUUCUAUGGGUCAGGAACAUUUGUUUAUAUGAAACCCAGUUCGGUCCAUUCGCAGAGCAAAGAAAGGUUCUUUUCCCUGGUAUAUACAGUACUGACUCCAACGGUUAACCCAAUUAUUUAUAGCCUAAGAAAUAAGGAGGUAAAAUCUGCUGUUAGAAAAAUGAUAAGCCAGAAAGUGUUCAGAUAAGAAGGGACCACGUGAUUAAUUUCU
This is a messenger RNA of Alligator mississippiensis (American alligator), 960 nucleotides long. Its product is annotated as olfactory receptor 10A7-like. Gene Ontology annotation, biological process: G protein-coupled receptor signaling pathway. Gene Ontology annotation, cellular component: membrane. Lineage: Eukaryota; Metazoa; Chordata; Crocodylia; Alligatoridae. The transcript has a single exon. Bases 1 to 936 code for a protein of 311 amino acids. Gene Ontology annotation, molecular function: G protein-coupled receptor activity; olfactory receptor activity. The record is from RefSeq and is a predicted model, not a curated record.